AUGAAAUACCUCAUCGUCUUCGCUUUGGUUAUCGUUGCUGCCGUUGCAUUACCAGCAAAUGAUGUCGAAUUACUCAAAUCUGCAUUCGUGAACGAACUCAACUCAUAUAACUUCGCUUAUGAACAAAGUGAUGGACAGAAACGUGACGAAGAAGGCACAGUUAAGAACAUUGGAAGCGAAGACGAAGCCAUCUCAGUCCGUGGAUCAUUCUCUUUCGUUGCUGAUGAUGGCCAGACAUACACAGUCACAUAUGUUGCUGACGAGAACGGUUUCCAACCAUCAGCUGCCCAUUUACCAGUUGGCCCAACUGCAUAA
Molecule: messenger RNA, 315 nt
Organism: Clunio marinus
Lineage: Eukaryota; Metazoa; Arthropoda; Insecta; Diptera; Chironomidae
Source: the annotation of a GenBank genome assembly